GCUGUUCGUGUUUCGUGUUGUUUAAACUCUAAACUAAAGGAGGAGGGCUUAGUAACUUAAUUUGUCAGUUACAGUUUGUUGAGAAAUUAAGCAUUGACAUUAACUCCUAGUUUUCAGGAUCGCCUCCUGUGUAUCUGGUGUUUGUUUGAGUGAAGUUGACAUUUUAAAAGACCCGUACUAUAUUUAUUUUAAGGAAUAUUUUCUUUGUUUGCCGGGAGUUGAAGAAACCCACUUACUACAGUAAACAUCAAGAUUCUUCUUGUAGAGUGUGGCAGAAUAAUUUGGUUACACUCAUAUUUUGAUAACUGUAUGAUAAAUAUUUUGAAGAGUAGGCCUACAGUGUAACCUGGCCAUCUCUAAUCAUGGGUGAUGAGUUUCAGAGUCAAUUUACCCUGUCCAUUAUUCCACUGGAACUACAAGACGUUGAGAAACAACUACUGAACCUAAAACAGUCAAGGAUUGCAGAAUACAGAAAACCUAUUAUAAGUUUUUUUGAAAAGCAGUCAGCCAAGUGUGACAAGUUGUAUCAGCAAUGUUCAGAGCAAAAGAGAGUACUGCAGGAAGAAAUCCAACAAUUAACUGGGGAUACUGAACACAUCAAAAAAGAAGUGUACGAAAUGCAGCUUGAGGAAAACAUGAUCAGAAAUAACAUCAAAACUCAAAAGCAAAUACUUUCUAAUACUGAGAAACAGUCUCCAGACACAGAUGAACUAGCGGAACUAAUGAGAAAAGUAUGCUCUUUAAAGGAAGACAUUGAAAAGAAGAAAAGUAACUUGAAAAACGAGAUGGAUAUGUAUAAGCGAGGUAUUUUGUUUUACAAAAAGUACUUGCAUUGUAAAGUAAUGCUGGAAACAAAAGAUACGUUGAUAAUUACAUUUGACACCUCAGUAAAGACUGCAGAUGAAGCCCGGGAAUACUUGAGAUUUUCAGCCCAAGAAGACGGGAAAACUUUCCAAUAUUUGGAAAUGCAACCAAAGUUGAAAUGUGAGAAGCAGCUUGUGAAGAUCUUCAAUGACACUGGUGACAUCCAAGGCUUUGUAGUGUCUUUCUGGAAAAUGAUUAAGGGGGCAAAUCCUAGAAAAGUUCUUCGUGAACAAAAUUAGAUUUAUUGUAACCUUACAUUUUUGUACCAUAGUGUUGUUCUUUAAGUUAUAUGGAUUA
This is a messenger RNA of Macrosteles quadrilineatus (aster leafhopper), 1161 nucleotides long. RefSeq lists its product as uncharacterized. The record is from RefSeq and is a predicted model, not a curated record. NCBI's taxonomy places the organism in Eukaryota, Metazoa, Arthropoda, Insecta, Hemiptera, Cicadellidae. The transcript is spliced from 5 exons. Bases 363 to 1103 code for a protein of 246 amino acids.